Molecule: messenger RNA, 2088 nt
Organism: Chrysochloris asiatica (Cape golden mole)
Lineage: Eukaryota; Metazoa; Chordata; Mammalia; Afrosoricida; Chrysochloridae
Gene: EPB42
Product: erythrocyte membrane protein band 4.2
Exons: 14
Coding region: 1-2088 (695 amino acids)
Biological process (GO): peptide cross-linking
Molecular function (GO): protein-glutamine gamma-glutamyltransferase activity
Source: RefSeq, a predicted model, not a curated record
AUGGCCACUCGUGAAGUUUUAAAGACCCCCAUUGCUACUCACCAAAUAGCUCUGGGUAUCAAGAGCUGUGACUUCCAGACAGUAAGAAACAAUGAGGAGCACCACACCAAGGCCAUCAGCUCCCAGUGCCUAAUUGUAAGGAGAGGGCAGCCCUUCACCCUCAUCCUGCAUUUCCAUGCCCCAAUCCACACAUUUCUGCCUGUCCUGAAGAAGGUGACCCUUGUUGCACAAACUGGAGAGCAGCCUUCCAAGGACAAUAGGACUAAAGUCACAUUCCCCAUCUCCAGUCUGGGCGAUCAAAAGUGGUGGAGUGCAAUGGUAAAGGAGAGAGAUGCCCAGUCCUGGACCAUUGCUGUGACGACGCCCGCAGAUGCCAUUAUUGGCUAUUACUCACUCCUGCUGCAGGUCUCUGGCAAGAAGAAACACCCACUGGGCCAGUUCAUACUGCUCUUUAAUCCCUGGAAUAAAGACGAUCCCGUGUUCCUGGAGAAUGAGGCUCUACGCGAGGAAUACUUGUUGAACCAGAAUGGCCUCAUCUACUUAGGCACGUCUGACUGCAUCCAGACAAAGUCCUGGGACUUUGGCCAGUUCGAGAGACAUGUCAUCGACCUUAGCCUGGGCUUGCUGAGCAGAAACAAGCAGGUGAAAGAGUGGAGCAACCCGAUGCAUGUUGCCCGGGUAUUGGGCGACUUGCUGCAUGCUUUCAAGGAGAAGUGUGUCCUGCCUAUUCCACAGACCCAGCUCACUCAGGAAGAGGCCUUACUGACCAAGCUGUGGGGCAGCGUGCCCAUCCUCCGACAGUGGCUCACAGGUCAAGGGCGGCCUGUGUAUGACAAUCAGGCCUGGGUAUUGGCCGCUGUAGCAUGCACAGUGCUGCGCUGCCUGGGAAUCCCUGCUCGAGUAGUCACCACCUUCAACUCAGCCCAGGGCACCGGUGGGGAACUGCUUGUAGAGGAGUACUACAGUGAAGAAGGACUUCAGAAUGGAGAAGACAAGAGAGGCAGAAUCUGGAUCUUCCAGACCUCCACAGAAUGCUGGAUGACUCGUCCUGAUUUGCCCCAAUAUUAUGGUGGAUGGCAGAUUCUGUACUCAAGUCUUCCUAAAGGAGGUGAAGUCCUGGAUGCCUGUGAGCUGGUUCCAGUCAGAGCUGUCAAGGAGGGGAUGCUGGAGCUGACCCCUGCAGUGGCAGACCUUUUUGCCUCAGUAAAUGCCAAGUGUGUGGUAUGGAAGUGCUGUGAGGAUGGGACACUGGAGCUGACCGACUCCAACACCAAGUAUGUAGGCAACAAUAUCAGCACCAAGGGUGUGGGCAAUGACCGCUGUGAGGACAUCACUCAGAACUACAAGUAUCCUGAAGGAUCUCUUCAAGAAAACGAGGUGCUGGAGAGAGUCCAAAAAGACACUGAUUCUCUCAGUCUUAACACUGUGGACCCUUUGUACCUGUUUUUGGAAGCACCUAGCUACCUGCCCCUGAGAGGAGAUGCCAAACUCUCUGUGACCCUGGUUAACCCCAGCAGCAAGGAGAAGGCAGUGCAGCUGACAGUUGGAGUCCAGGCAGUAUACUACAAUGGCGUCCUUGCGGCCGAGCUCUGGAGAAAAAAGCUGCCUCUCACUGUCAAUGUGAAUCUGGAAGUUACGGCAACCAUCUUGCUAUCCUUCUCCAACUUUGAACGAAACCCACCUAAGGACACCUACCUCAGACUGACUGCCAUAGCAACGCAUUCCGAGUCCAGCCUCAGCUGCUUUGCUCAGCAAGACAUCGCCAUUUGCGGUCUAUACCUCACCAUUGAGAUGCCAGAGACAGCAGAGCAAUACAAACCUCUUAAGGCCUUAGUCAGCAUCCAUAACACCCUAGAUGCUCCCUUGAAGGAAUGUUUGAUCACCAUCUUUGGAAAGGGGCUCAUUCACAGAGAGAGGACCUAUAGAUUAAGUUCAGUGCAGCCCGGAGACACCCUGUACACCCAGUUCCAGUUAACACCAACACAAGUGGGGCAACAGAGAUUCACGGUGGAAAUGGAUUGUAACAUGUUCCAGAACCUGACCAACUACAAAAAUGUUACUGUUGUAGCUCCUGAACUUACAGCUUAA